Gekko japonicus is the source of this 922-nucleotide messenger RNA. RefSeq names its product translocase of outer mitochondrial membrane 20 homolog (yeast) (gene TOMM20). Gene Ontology annotation, cellular component: mitochondrial outer membrane; mitochondrial outer membrane translocase complex. The coding region runs from base 98 to 556 and encodes 152 amino acids. Gene Ontology annotation, biological process: tRNA import into mitochondrion; protein targeting; protein import into mitochondrial matrix. The record is from RefSeq and is a predicted model, not a curated record. The transcript is spliced from 5 exons. NCBI's taxonomy places the organism in Eukaryota, Metazoa, Chordata, Lepidosauria, Squamata, Gekkonidae. Gene Ontology annotation, molecular function: transmembrane protein transporter activity.
CGGAUGACGUAACAAGUGUGGGCGGGGUCCUUUUCUGCUGCGCCCGCUCCAAGGUGCCUGCGAAGCGAGGCGGGCUGGAGAGCGGCGGUCGCCCCGCAUGCGGAGUGGAAGCAGGAUGAUGGUGGGUAGAACGGGCGCCAUAGCCGCAGGCUUUUGCGGGGCCCUUUUCAUCGGCUACUGCAUCUACUUCGACCGCAAGAGGAGGAGCGACCCCAAUUUCAAGAACCGGCUGCGGGAACGAAGGAAGAAACAGAAGCUUGCCAAAGAAAGAGCAGGACUUUCAAAGUUACCUGAUCUAAAAGAUGCUGAAGCAAUUCAGAAGUUCUUCCUUGAAGAGAUACAACUUGGAGAGGAAUUACUUGCGCAAGGUGAAUAUGAAAAAGGCGUUGACCACUUGACAAAUGCCAUUGCUGUGUGUGCACAACCACAGCAGUUGUUACAAGUUCUACAGCAGACUCUUCCACCACCGGUUUUCCAGAUGCUUCUUACUAAGCUCCCAACAAUUAGUCAGAGACUUGUAAGCGCACAGUGCUUGGCUGAAGAUGAUGUGGAAUGAGAAAUCACAGCUGGAAAAAUAAGGUUUCCUUAGCCCAAAAAGAUGAGCAUUGUGUGUGUGUUGGGGGGGGGGGAUAAAAGAACAAACAUAGUCAUAAUGGACUGUAUAUCACAUUUAAAUCUACCAAGGUUAAUUUUAACGUUGGGUAGGUUGGUUUGGCUGGACUUUAUUAUCUAGUGCAAAGUGUAUUUUGAUAAAUUCAUUUUAUAAAUACACCAUGUUGAGUUAUAAGAUGCCACAAAUGUCAUUUAUUACUAAUACAGUUGUAACAUUGUACAUAAAAAGAUGUAAAGCUACAGCAUAAAAUACCCCAUGCUCAUUUUUGAAGAACAUAAAGCUAAGGCAAUAAAGAUUUAUCUGUGCUUG